GCCCGCCGGGCCGUGAGGAGGGCGGGGGAGGGUUUUCCCACAAUGCUUUGUGGGGACGUUGACAAGUGGAUCCAAGAUGGCGUAGAAAGUAAUGACAGGAUUUCUGUCCCUGAGUCAUGGCAGACAGAAGACCAGAGAAGUCAUGUGAACAAGCAUGUGAAUCCCUUAAGCAGCAGGAUUAUGAAGUGGCAGUGAAGCAUUGCACAGAGGCACUCCUUUCCCUCAGCCAGUACCCCCCAGCUCACCUCCCGGAGGCAUGCCAGGCAGAAAUCGACCGCAUCAAAAUCGAGACUCUGCUGUAUAGAAUUGCUUCCUUUUUACAACUUAAAAAGUAUGGGCAAGCAGAUGAAGACUGUAGGCAUGUGCUGGGAGAGGGGCUGGCCAAGGGAGAUGGAUCUUUCCGUGCAGUGCUCUGCUGCAUGCAUCUUAAAGGGAAGCUGCAAAUUGUGUCUAAUGUUCUUUCCAAAUCACUGAUGGGUGAAUCACUGAACGGGAUGGUAACUAAAGAUCUGACACGACUGAAAACACUUCUUGCUGAAACAGAGGCAGCUGAUAAAGUUCCAUCAGGAUAUCAUGUAGAAGAUUUAGAAGAAGGGUCCCGGGAUGGCUGGCAGUUCCGCCCUCCACCCAGGGGAGUCACAAGCAGUGAAGAAUAUACGCUAUGUAAAAGAUUUUUAGAGCAAGGGAUCUGCAGGUACGGUGCACAGUGUACUUCAGCACAUUCCCAGGAAGAGCUAACAGAAUGGCAAAAACGAUAUGCUUCCCGCUUGAUCAGAUUAAAACAGCAGAAGGAAAACAAACAAUGUUCGGGCAGUUAUAUGGAAACCUUGAUUGAGAAAUGGAUGAAUUCGUUAUCUCCUGAGAAAGUGCUUAGUGAAAGUAUAGAAGGAGUGAGAGUAGAACAUAAUCCUGAGCUAUCAGUAACUGUCACCACCAAAAAGUCUCAUCAAACUUGGACAUUUGCUCUCACUUGUAAGCCUGCAAGAAUGCUGUAUCGAGUGGCAUUGCUUUAUGAUGCCCAUCGCCCACAUUUCAGUAUCAUUGCAAUAUCUGCUGGAGACAGCACUACCCAGGUAUCACAAGAAGUUCCGGAAAACUGUCAGGAGUGGAUAGGAGGAAAGAUGGUCCAGAAUGGAAUAGAUCACUAUAUAUACAAAGUCAGUAUAGCUUUUAACACAGAAAUCUUCGGAACUUUUCGCCAAACUGUUGUGUUUGAUUUUGGAUUAGAACCAGUCCUCAUGCAACGAGUAAUGAUUGAUGCUGCUUCAACUGAAGAUCUUGAAUACCUGAUGCAUGCACGGCAACAGCUACUAACUACAGCUAAGCGUUGGGAUUCUACUUCUAAGACUAUUGUAGAGUUUGAACCUAAUGAAACUACUGAAUUGGAGAAGAGCCUUCUUACCAGAUACCAAAUCCCUCUAUCUGCUGACCAGUUAUUUACACAAUCUGUCCUGGACAAAUCAUUGACCAAGACCAACUAUCAGUCACGGUUGCACGACCUCCUUUAUAUUGAGGAAAUAGCACAGUAUAAGGAAGUUAGCAAGUUCAACAUAAAAGUGCAAUUGCAGAUUGUAGCAAGCUUCAUGCUCACUGGGGUUUCUGGAGGUGCGAAGUAUGCCCAAAAUGGACAACUCUUUGGACGCUUUAAGCUCACUGAAACGCUGUCAGAAGACACUUUGGCUGGACGGCUGGUGAUGACCAAAGUCAACGCUGUUUAUUUAUUGCCCGUCACUAAAGAGAAGUCAGCACAGACCCAAGGAACCAAAGAGAAGGUUUAUGAAGCAGCUAUUGAAGAGAAAACAAAGGAUUACAUCUUCUUGAGGGUAUCCAGGGAAUGCUGUGAAGAGCUUAAUCUUCGGGCGGAUUGUGAGAUGCAGGUUGAACUGCAGUUUCAGUUAAAUCGCUUACCCCUCUGUGAAAUGCAUUAUGCCUUGGACAGGAUUAAGGACAACAGUAUUUUGUUUCCAGAUGUCAGCAUGACUCCCACCAUACCCUGGAGUCCCAACAGACAAUGGGAUGAGCAGUUGGACCCUCGGCUAAAUGCUAAGCAGAAAGAGGCUGUUCUGGCUAUCACUACCCCACUUUCAAUACAACUGCCUCCUGUUCUUAUCAUCGGUCCCUAUGGGACAGGAAAAACGUUCACGCUGGCUCAGGCAGUCAAGCACAUACUGCAACAACAGGAUACUAGCAGGAUUCUCAUUUGCACCCAUUCUAAUAGUGCUGCUGAUCUCUACAUAAAGGAUUAUUUACAUCCAUAUGUAGAAGCAGGCAAUCCCCAGGCAAGACCUCUCAGGGUAUAUUUCAGAAAUCGCUGGGUAAAGACUGUCCACCCAGUUGUGCAUCAGUACUGUUUGAUUUCAAGCACACAUUCCACCUUUCAGAUGCCACAGAAAGAAGAUAUUCUUAAGCAACGAGUAGUAGUUGUUACUUUAAAUACAUCACAGUAUCUGUGUCAACUGGAUCUUGAACCAGGUUUUUUUACACACAUUCUGUUAGAUGAAGCUGCGCAGGCUAUGGAGUGUGAAACUAUUAUGCCUCUAGCAUUAGCUAAUAAAAACACGAGAAUCGUCUUGGCUGGAGACCAUAUGCAGCUCAGUCCUUUUGUCUACAGUGAAUUUGCCAGGGAAAGAAACCUUCAUGUUUCAUUGCUUGAUCGGCUCUAUGAGCACUACCCUGCAGAAUUUCCAUGCAGGAUCUUGCUGUGUGAGAACUAUCGCUCCCAUGAAGCUAUCAUCAAUUACACAUCUGAACUUUUCUAUGAAGGCAAAUUGAUGGCAAGUGGAAAGCAGCCAGCACACAAAGAUUUCUACCCUUUAACUUUCUUCACAGCACGUGGGGAAGAUGUGCAGGAAAAAAAUAGUACAGCUUUUUACAAUAAUGCAGAGGUGUUUGAAGUAGUAGAGCGUGUUGAGGAGUUGAGAAGAAAAUGGCCUGUUGCCUGGGGCAAGUUGGAUGAUGGCAGUAUAGGUGUCGUAACACCUUAUGCUGAUCAAGUGUUCAGAAUUCGGGCUGAACUUCGGAAAAAAAGGCUGUCUGAUGUCAGUGUAGAGAGAGUGCUAAACGUUCAGGGAAAACAGUUCAGAGUGUUGUUUCUCAGCACAGUACGAACACGGCAUACAUGCAAACAUAAGCAAACGCCAAUUAAAAGGAAAGAGCAGUUACUCGAGGAUUCAACAGAAGACUUGGAUUAUGGUUUUCUGUCUAAUUACAAACUUCUCAAUACUGCCAUUACAAGAGCACAAUCCUUGGUAGCUGUGGUGGGAGAUCCCAUUGCUUUAUGUUCCAUUGGAAGAUGCAGGAAAUUUUGGGAAAGGUUUAUUGCCCUAUGUCAUGAGAAUGAAAGUCUCCACGGUAUCACAUUUGAACAGAUCAAAGCUCAGCUGGAAGCUUUGGAGUUAAAGAAAACAUACGUGUUGAACCCACUGGCUCCUGAAUUUAUUCCCCGAGCUCUUCGGCAUCAGCAUUCGGCGAAUACCACCAAACAGCAGCAGUCACCUCCAAAGGGCAAGGUCCAUCAUCAUAACCAGAAUGACCAUUUCCCACCUGAUGGAAUUGUUCAGCCCAAUCCUUCUGUUCUAAUAGGAAAUCCUAUCCGAGCAUAUACUCCUCCCCCUCCUCCUCUGGGACCUCACCCCAACCUGGGGAAAUCUCCAAGUCCUGUUCAAAGGAUAGAUCCACACACUGGGACAAGUAUUCUAUACGUACCUGCUGUCUAUGGAGGAAACAUGGUCAUGUCUGUGCCUUUGCCUGUACCAUGGACGGGGUAUCAGGGUAGGUUUGCAGUUGACCCUCGAAUCAUUACACAUCAAGCAGCUAUGGCAUAUAAUAUGAACCUGUUACAGGCACAUGGGCGUGGGUCUCCUAUACCUUAUGGCUUGGGACAUCAUUCACCAGUUAGUAUAGGACAGCAGCAACAGCUUCAGCAUCCAGACAAGGAGCAACAUGAGCAAAGUCGAAAUGGUAAAAGUGAAGGCACUGCUGGACCUGAAAUCAAUAAAAUUCGGACACCUGAGAAGAAACCUGUAGAAUCUAAGCAGGUUGACAUAGAUACAAAUUCUCAGACUAGAAGCCCGGAAUCACGUUCCAAUGUUGCUUACCCUAAUGCUAAAUUUCAUCGUAAAGAUAAUCUUAACCCCAGGCAGCUGAACCUACAUCUCACCCCACCCCACUCGCAGUAUGCAGUUCCCAAUCGCCACUUCCAGCACCUGUCCCAGAUCCCAAGGCAGCCAUAUCCUCUGCAACAGCAGCAAAACCUUUUAAGUCAACAACAAAAUCAUUUGCCUGAACAACAAAACCAAAUGCCACCACAGCAAAGCCAGGUAGUUCAGCAGCAUAAUCAUUUGAACCAACAGCCUCCACAACCUUCGCAGCUUUCCCCUGCUUACCAGGCAGGCCCCAGCCAAUCUUUUUUUAAUAACCCAGUUCCCCACCGACCACAUUCUCCUGCUGUAGAUGCUGUGAUUUCAGAACAACACCCCCCACCUAUGUUACAAGAAGUCAGUAAUCCUUUGAGGCCUAUUGCACAGCACAACCCUGUUCUGCCAACCCACUUGAACAACUUCAUUGAAGAGAAUCCAUCAGGAAUGCCCCUAGGGGACACUUUAGAUCGUAUGCAUGGAAAUGUAGCUUUGGAAACAAUAAGGCAGCAGCAACAAGCCAGGUUACAGCAAUGGAAUGAACAUAAUGCCUAUCUCAGUCAAGGCACAAUUCCAUAUCAACACCAUCACCAUCCUCAUCUACCACAUCUUCCUCAGCAACCAAUUGGAUUGCAUCAACAGCAGCAAGUUAGGGCAAACUGGAAACUUGCCAGUAAUACAGAAGAUGAAACAGAGGCAACAUAUUCAAGAUUCCAGGAUUUGCUCAGAGAACUGUCACACCGUGAUCAAAGUGAAAAUCGGGACUUAGCUGAAAUGCCACCCCCUCAGUCAAGACUGUUGCAAUAUAGACAAGUUCAGACCAGAAGCCCACCAGCACUCCCUUCUCCUUCCUGCAACUCUAAUCACAGUGGUCACUUUCCUAACUUCACUGAAAACAACAGAGACAUUGAAAUCCCCAGUAACCCAGCAUUUCAGCAGCAUUUACCCCAAAUAUACAAUCCCCCUUUCUCAAUGCCAUCUGAACACAUAACCCCAUCUCCCUUGAAAUACCUGCAACCUGAUGGAUCGUGGACUUAUGCUAACCUACAGCAGAAUCACCUAAUGGGGCAGGGCUUUCAUUAUGGUAUACCUCCAUUGCCCCAUAGGUCACAACAAAACCCUUUUAUACAAAUACAGAAUCAUCAGCAUGCAGUCGGUCAGGAGCCAUUUCAUCCACUCACAUCUCGAGCAGUAUCUGCUUCUUCGCUCCACAGCUUAGAAGAGUAUGAACCGAGAGGACCAGGCAGGCCGUUGUACCAAAGAAGAAUUUCCUCUAGUUCAGUCCAGGCUUGUUCUGAAGAAUUAAGCACUCCUCAAGACAGUCUUGGUCAGUGUAAAGAGCUUCAGGACCACAGUAAUCAGUCAUCCUUCAACUAUUCAUCACCUGAGUUGUGGGUCAACUCCUCCUCAUCUGCCCCGUACCCAAACAUUCCAUGCAAUGGAGCCAACAGAGCAGUUCCACAUCGGGAGUUGUUAGCUCCGCUGAAAACAGUCAAGCCCCCAGAGGAGCACCUGAAGGCUGAAAACAUACAACUCUCCAAUUCCUUCAACUACAGCGUGCUGCAGCAUCUCGGCCAGUUCCCACCUCUCAUGCCCAACAAGCAGAUCAUGGAAUCCAACAGCACCAGCCAGCAGAACGCUGGUGGGAGCAAACCUGUCAUGUCCUACGCAAGUGCUCUGCGGGCGCCUCCGAAGCCCAAACCUCCUCCUGAGCAGACAAAAAAGAAUAGUGACCCUUUGUCUUUGUUUCAGGAACUUAGCCUAGGUAGUUCAUCAGGUAGCAAUGGCUUUUACUCCUAUUUUAAAUAAUCAGAUUAUUUUUUUUAGAGAGAACUUAAUUUUUAUUUGUGUCAGUAGAUCUAAGAUAGUUGGGGCUUCACCUGUAGUUGCAAAUAUUCCCUUUGUUUAUAUUAGUAAAUAUAUCCUCACCUAAUUGCUUUGCUGCUAGACUUGCAACUAAUUUUUUUUUUUUUUUUAAUUGUAUUCCAUUUAUUUUGGCAUUUUUUUGAUUGUGGGUCGUUUUUGUUGUUUUGUUGGUUUUUUUUUCCUUUUUUUUUUUUUUUUGGAGCAUUUUCUGUAGGAAAACACCACAGGUUAUUUUUUAAUUUGUGUAACGUUGAUGAGGUGUUUGUUGCAUUAAACUAGCAGCUGAGAAGCUUACCUGGAAAACUAUUAAAAAAAAAAAAAAAAAAAAAAAAAGGAAAAAAAAAAGGAAAAAAGAAAAAAAGAGAAAAAAAAAGGAAAAAAAAGAAAAAAGGAAAAAAAAAAGUUUGUCUAAAUUGUAUUUAAAAAGAUUGUAAGUAGCAUUUACAUUUAUUCAAUAACAUUAGCAUACUAUGCUGGAUUUCUGUACCAGAAAUGGCCAGUUAAUGUAAAAAUGUAUGUUAUUUCUGCUUAAAUUCAUUUAAUUUUUUUUAAUAAAGAUGCAGCAUCUUCUAAAUACUUUCAGUUUUAUCAGCUUUUUUGUGAAGGGAUGCUGCAUUCUCAGACUUUUAUAGUUUUAGAUUCUGUAUGAUGUGGUCUUGUAUUUUCCAUUCACUGUAGGGUAAAGUAAAGGCAUUCUUUGCAGACACCGAUGCCAUUGUUUGGAAGCAUUCAGAUAUAAAAAA
Coturnix japonica (Japanese quail) is the source of this 6745-nucleotide messenger RNA. RefSeq names its product helicase with zinc finger (gene HELZ). The record is from RefSeq and is a predicted model, not a curated record. Gene Ontology annotation, molecular function: protein binding; metal ion binding; helicase activity. Gene Ontology annotation, biological process: regulatory ncRNA-mediated post-transcriptional gene silencing. Gene Ontology annotation, cellular component: cytosol; P granule. Lineage: Eukaryota; Metazoa; Chordata; Aves; Galliformes; Phasianidae.